Molecule: messenger RNA, 7575 nt
Organism: Cheilinus undulatus (humphead wrasse)
Lineage: Eukaryota; Metazoa; Chordata; Actinopteri; Labriformes; Labridae
Product: pleckstrin homology domain-containing family G member 1
Exons: 17
Coding region: 302-5059 (1585 amino acids)
Biological process (GO): intracellular signal transduction
Molecular function (GO): guanyl-nucleotide exchange factor activity
Source: RefSeq, a predicted model, not a curated record
AGUGAAGUGAAAAGGAAGAGUCCACAACAUCAGGCUCAGGAGUUUGUGUUUAUAUGUGUGUGUGGAGGAAAACACAGCCUAAGCGUGUGUGUGUUUUGAAGGAGCAUGCAGAAAGGACUCACAACCACUGGAUGAUUUUGGGAAAUCUUAAGGAAUUUUGUCAGGCUUUGCCGAGAAUACAGAUGGAAUACUUUGGAGAUGUGACCUGCAUAGGGAACCCUGCUUCUCUUUAGAGUUGUGCCUGAAAAUUUACCAAAGGCAGCUUCUUUUCAACAUUUUGUGGAAGAAGAGCAAAGCCACAAUGCCUACUGAUGAUUAUAACUACCUACCAGAUGCUUUGCCUCCUCUCCCUGAAGUCCCGGACUCUGGCCCGGUCCUGAGCUCCGUUGACUUACCGGCCCGCUGCCUCCGCAAUCCGGCCUUCCUCCACGCCUCCUCGCGCUACUGCUCCGCCCUCAGCAUGGACUCUUCUCCAGAUAGCACAGAGAGACCCGUCAGCUACAGCUCCACCUCAUCCUCUGCUUCCUCCCGGGACAGUCACUGCUCACUGGGCAGCCGCUCCACCCUCGUUCCCGCUCCUCACUGUAACCCGGCGAGCUCAGACCGGGAUUCCGGGGCCAUUCGAUUGGAACUGGUCCCUGCCCGGCAGCUGGGUUGCCAGGACGAGGAUGACAGGAGUGACACAGGGAUGGACACAAGGAAAGGACAGGGGAGACAGGGCAGUGCACAGACUCCAACAGAACAUUCAGAGCCUGAACUCAGCACAGAUGGUGGAGAGCGGACGGGGCAAGUGCAGGGACCUAGGACAUAUGUGGACCGGGUGGUGCAGGAGAUUCUGGACACAGAGAGAACCUACGUCCAGGACCUGCAAAGCAUUGUAGAGGAUUACUUGGAGUGCAUCAGUAACCAGUCUCGGCUGGCUUUGAGCUCUGAGGAUAAAGGCUCUCUGUUCGGCAACAUCCAGGACAUCUACCACUUUAACAGGGACCUUCUUCACGAUCUUGAGAAGUGCAAAGCUGACCCUGUGGCCAUUGCUGAGUGCUUCGUAUCCAAGAGUGAAGAAUUCCACAUUUACACUCAGUACUGCACCAACUACCCACGGUCGGUGGCUGUGCUAACAGAGUGCAUGAGGAAUAAGGCGUUGGCCAAGUUUUUCCGCGAGCGCCAGGAAUCUCUGCGGCACUCCUUGCCUCUGGGCUCCUACCUGCUCAAGCCAGUGCAGAGGAUCCUCAAGUACCACCUACUGCUGCAUGAAAUAGCCAACCACAUGGAGAAGGACACAGAGACGUACGAGGUUGUGCAGGAAGCCAUAGAAACCAUGCAGAGAGUGGCCUGGCACAUCAACGACAUGAAGAGGAAGCAUGAGCAUGCUGUUAGGCUGCAGGAAAUCCAGAGCUUACUGACCAACUGGAAGGGCCCUGAUCUAAUCGGCUAUGGAGAGCUGGUUCUCGAAGGAACAUUUCGUCUGCAGCGAGCCAAAAAUGAGAGAACCCUAUUCCUCUUUGACAAGCUUCUGCUAAUUACCAAGAAAAGAGAAGAAACCUACACAUACAAGGCUCACAUACUGUGCUGUAACCUGAUGCUGGUGGAAGUUAUUCCUAAAGAACCACUGAGUUUCAGUGUGUUUCACUACAAAAACCCUAAACUUCAGCACACCGUCCAGGCUAAAUCCCAGCAAGACAAGCGCAUGUGGAUCUUACACCUCAAAAGACUCAUACUUGAAAACCAUCCGGCUAAAAUCCCAGCGAAGGCUAAACAAGCCAUUUUAGAGAUGGAUGCAAUGCAUCAUCCCGGGUUUCAUUACAGUCCUGAUGGGGACAAGAAGGAUUCCCCUCAGACCAAAGAGGGUCCUACUCCUCGCAGAGGGCGCAGAAAAGAACCUCUAUCGAAAUUGUUGAAAAAUGCCAAGCAAAAUGCUGCCAACACAGAUGGUGAAAAGCAGAGAAUGAGCCUUGGCGCCACCCUGCUGUCACCAGUGUCCCAGCUGGCUUUGGGAACUAUCGGUCGCAGUCGCAGCCUCAUCAACCAAUCACAGGAAUCCCUCGACCCCGGGGAUCACUAUGACCACAGCGACAGGGAGGAGGAGCCACAUCAGCAAGAUGCAGAUGAUGAAGAUGAUAGUGGCCUGGGAGGAGGGAAGAGGCUGCGAGUCCCAGGAAAAAGCAGCAGGAAGAGACUUAACCCUCAGGCAUCAGUUGAUAGUAUAGAGCAGUGGAAAGCCUUCAAUAUGAGCCCAUCAGACCUACAGAGAGCCAGAGAGUCCCUCGUGAGAGAAGGAAGCCACCACCCACCUCUUCUCAGAACAUCUCACGUUACUGAAGAACCUCCAGACUCGCCCAUCCCCUCUGUGGUAGUGACAGAAACUGACAACUCAGUAAGGAACAUCUGGGCGGACCACCGUGCUCGCAGGGCCAUGUUCCCCACCCGCCAGCGCACCAUGCAGCCAGAUGACGAGGACGAAGACAUCUACCAGAUGUUCGUCCCUACAGAGCAAAGUGCUCCAGAACCAGACGUGACCUCAGAGGCCACUUCUUCACCCAAGUCUGCUCGGCCCUGCAGCUGGCACGUUGAACAGGUUCCAACUGUGCAGAUUGACCCUCCGACCAAUGGGGGCCGAGUCUUACGGAGGGCGAGCAGUGCAGGAGAGAAGGCUACAGAGGCUUUACAGAGUCCUGAUGAUACCCAUCCUGAACACAGCAACCUGGAAGUGAUCCACACAGAAUCAUCAAGCAACGACUUAUCAGGAUCAUCCUCAGCCGAGCAGCUAACGAUAGAUGAUAUUGAAAACGUGUACGACAACAUUAGCUAUGAGGACUUAAAGAACAUGGGCCUCAUCAGGAAAGACCCAGAGGACAGUCAGCCAAGGAAAGAAAAUUCUACCAAUGCACAGGGUUUCCAAGGUAAGGCAGCAAGGGUCUUGAAUGACCCAGAAGCUCCAGCUGUUGUAGAGCCAAUGAUUGAGGCCGACAGCUCUUCAGAGAGCAAUCGUUCAUCCACUCAAGAAGGAAGGCCUUUUGAGCUCAAGAUAGUGGAGGAGAACAUCUAUGACACUAUCUGUUUCAGGGACCCUCCACCAACGGAGGUGAAGGGAAAAAGUGAAGGCAACAAAGUGAAACAAGAAAGGGGCAGUGUGAUCACAUCUGAACAAGACCUCACUGGGAGCCUUGGAGUGUUUGUUUCAGAGGAGAGCAUUCAUUUCGGAGAGGAUGAUGGACAUGAUAUCUCCCGCCCAGUCACAUGUUCCUCCGAGCCAGAUUAUUCUUCCUCAUCCGCCUCUGAGACUUUCUCUCAGCACCCGCAGAAAGGAGAUAAGAUGUCAGAGCAGGUUGAUGAGAUCUGGAAUGACCUGGAAAACUAUAUUAAGAACAAUGAGAAGAAGGCUGACAGGCUACCUGCUGCAUUCCCUGUAAGCGGCAAUGAGUCUCCAAAGAAGACUCCUUCAGUCAAAAACAGCCCUACAAAGACCUCACAUGCCAAUAACUCUCAAACAGCUAGCCCUCCAACAAAGUCUCCCCCAGCGCAUCAGCCUAAACCCCCACCUAUCACCUCCACACCAUCCUUCACCAUCCCAGUCAUCAACCUCCCUGAACCAACUCCAGCAGAAGAAAACCACAGCCCUCCUCCUGCCUCACGCCCCCUUCCUGUCACCCCUGAGCCCCUCCCAGGCACAGUAAAAAACAUCCGGAAGAGACUGGCCCGCUUGAGCAGCGGUAGCUUCCGUCUAGAAGACGAUGACCUGGUGGAGCUUCCAACUCGAAAGGACCUUCACAGUUUAUUUCCAGGGGAGUUAGCAGGUCUAGACUCGCCCCUGGCCACAUCUUCUCUCCUGCUUGGGGAGUCAGUGGACUUCCCUUUGGAACUGAUGGACAAAUCCAAGAGCCGAGUAUUCCUAAUGGCACGGCAGUACAGCCAGAAAAUUAAGAAAGCCAACCAACUGCUGCGCAUGAGAAGCAUGGACCCUGGGGACUCAUGUACCCGAGCCAGGGCUGAGAAGAGGCAGAAAGACCUGGCAGCCAUCUUGGAAGAGAAGAAACAAGGGGGCGCUGCUAUAGGUGCAAGAAUAGCAGAGUACUCCCAGCUCUAUGACCAGGUCAUGUUUAAAGACCCUCCUGGUACAGCUGGUCAGACCUCUGUCACCCCACAUCACUCCCACCCAGGACUGCCGUCCUCUCCUUCCAUGCCUGAGACCUCCCUGGAGGAGGACUGGCUCCACUCCACGUACAGCAACGGAGAGCUGGUCAGCUUUGUUUCUUCAUCCAGUGAGGGGGAGGACGCUCGUUUUUCUUCUACUCCACAUCGCAGGCUUACUUCCUCCACCUCCAUCCCGUCUUUGAAGACUCUGCCUCCCUCUCCAACCACCCCACCGUCUCAGAGAUGGAGCUCUUGCAUGUCGGCACCAAGCGAGAAAGAGGAGCAUGUGUACAGUACUAUUAAGAGACAUCCUUCGUUUAAUGCUCCGUCUUUGCCCUCCUCAGAGUCUUCCCCGCCUGGUCCCUGUCAGUCUGUCAGCUCUUUGGGUAGCCAGCAGCAGGAGAAGAACCAACCUGGACUCAAAUGUAAUGGACCCGCUGGAGAUCGAUCCACAGACAGACUCCACGGCCCGAGUCUGGGUCGUGCUGGUCGGCAGAGUAGCCUCCCAGAACGCUCCAGCCAGGGACUCUCAGACGUCACUUUACACGACGGUCAACAGGUGGUGGUCCUGAACCGAGCGUCUGCGCUGAGCAUACUCAAUGCCACCCAGAACUACCUGGCUAAUUUUAAGGACAACGGGGAAGACGACGAUGACUAUGUGGAGAUCCGCUCUGAGGAUGAGAGUGAGCAGGAGCAGGAAAAGUUGGCACGGAGGAAUGGAAGCUCUGCAGUCCUUUCCAAUCAGAACCGAAGUCUCCAUUCUCAGAGUCUGCCGUGCACACCGGUGCACUCCUGCGACCCCUUGAGGUCUCUAGACCGUGAGCAGCUGGAGAAGUACCUGUGGAGCGAGCCACAGCAGAACCAACCCAAGAUCGUCCAGUCACUGAGGGAGAAGUUUCAGUGUCUGAGCUCCAGCAGCUUUGCCUGAGUCUAUGGACAACUACAAGCCAAACAUAUAUAAACAUAAAACACAGCAACACGAGUGACACUGCUGCUUUCAUCACGAUAAAAUAAAUCACUCAAAUAGUUCUCUACAUAGAUCAGAAGCAAGGGCAGACGUUCUCCUUUCUCAAACAGUAAUACAUGAUUAAAAUGCCACAUCAGUCUGCAUGUGAGCUGUUUAGCACUUCCAGGUUCAGAUAGACUUCUCAAAGAGAUCUAGCAGGGAAAAGUUAUCAACAAUAGUCAAAUUAAAGUGGUCUCAGUCAUUUUUUAAAAUGCAUCCUCUAUGGCUGAGUGAGUUUUAAUACUGAGAGAAUUCAGUUGCUUCUAUUGCUUUAUGUGUAAUCCUUGUAGGGAUAAUUGGAGGCGUAGGAAUUGAUUCAGGGCGACGUGUGCCAAUCAACUGUUGUACAGAUGCACACUGCAAAAACUCAAAUCCUAGUCAGUUUAUUUGUUCAAUUUCUUGUCAGAAUAUCUCAUUAUACUACAGUAUUUUAAGCCACAUUCAUUAAAAGACUAGAAAACAUGUAAUUUCAGGAUUUACAAGCAAAAAAAGCCUGUAUUGCUUGUGAGAAGUAAAAAUAUCUGCCAGCGAUGCAUCCUGGCUGAUAUUUUUACCUAUUACAUGCAUUUUAUACCAUAUAUGUGCUUAAUGCCUUGAAGUAAGCUCUUCAUCUGGAUUUGUUAAGUGAUUAUGGCUUUACGUCCCCACAAAGUGAAUAUCAUAAUGGAGAGAUUUGUGCCAGAACACAGUCAAUUUAUUCUCCAACUUCUGUGCUCUGGCACAAAGAAAGGGAGCUGUGCUCUGAUCAGAGGCAUUCUUUCAAAUUUGAGAGGAUCGUACUUCUUUGUGAGUGGGCGUGACUUCAGCUCAUUUAAACCGACACACCCACACCAUCCAAGAGCACAUUUUACAGCCUCAUUUUUCAUGGUUUUAAAGCUUAAUUUUUUAAACUUAAAGAUGUUUUUCAUGAGUAAAAUUUGGCCUGGUGGUUCAUAAAAAGAAAGAUUUUUUCAUCACUUUACAGGAACUUUAAAACAAUCAUAAGGAGUUAUUUCUGACUAGGAAUUGCACAAAUACACUUGCCUAGAUAUGAGUUUUGGCAGUGCAGUAGUUCAGGAUACCUGUUAUUGAUUGUAAGACAUAGAAAUUUGUCUCAAAGUAGAACAAAAAUCUGCCCAUCUUCAGUGGACUCAUGUCAGGAACUGUUUCUUUUAAUUUGCUGUUAAGAUUAGUUAAACUGCAGUUUCAGCUCUAGUUAAUCUUAACUUCUAAAGAAUCAGUUAGAGACUAGAGGUUUUUCAAUGUGCUUACAUGAUGAAGCCACUUGCAACAAGCAGCAAUUCAAAUCUGCAAUCACACAGGCUAGAUUGUCACUUUUAACAGCUUUUUUUUAAGUACUGUACCAAAAAGUUUGUAAAAACAUGACGUACUGGCUCAAACAGGAUCUUAUAGGUUAAGUUAUAACUAGACUUAGACAUUUAAGUCUUUUCAAAUAACUUUAUUUGACUCUACUUACCACCUUUGUAGGGUAUCACGCUUUAAAAUCAGAAAAAGAUGCUUAGAUAAUCUAUAAGCAACAGUAGGACUUCACACUUACUUUGAAUCUGUGAGAUAAUGUUUUAAUGUUUUACUGCCAACAUGUCGAGUGAAAUGUGCAUCUCAAAAGUGGAUUUUUUUUAUUUGUGCUAAUUAUAACAUUUGUUUUUAAGAGGGACCACAAAGGACAGGACCGAGGAGUCUGUUAAAGUCUACAGUACUGUAUUUGGUGUGUAUGAUUUUUUUUAAGUGGAUGGUCAAAGCCGUUUGUUUACUUUGUUUAUUGGACACUGUCACACUACUGAUACUGCAUCCACAGUCACAGAAAUAUUGUUUUCAGUCACUUCAGUAUGGUUCAUAUAACACAGUUGUUUUCCAGGAUUUACCACACGCUUAUAAAAAUCACAUAAAGUUGUCCUAUUUAUUUGAAAGCAUCGUUUUGCCCUAUUGUCACUAUGACUUAAAGCCACAUGUGAGAUGUAAAGUAAAAUAUAUUUAUUAAAAGAAGGUUUUAUUCAGUUUUAAGGGGUAAAGACAAAUUUCAAUCAAAUACUGUGAAUAUUUUCAAAAGUGGGUUUUCUAUCACACUCUGCUUCACAUUAAUACAAGAUCACUAUAGCACGUGAAAAGUUGAAUGAAAGCACAAUAUCGAGGCUUCACAUCAGGAAAUCUACAUCAAACCCAAGUUAGGAAUAUGAAGUAUGUUCUGUUUUUAUUGUAUUUUUGUCCUCUGUUUCACUGGUGGGGAUCGUCAGUCUUUGUUGACGCUGUUUUGCACUUUUCUGUCUUUUUUUAUUUGUAAACACUUUGUAAAGAUGUACAUUUUAGGAAAGUUAUUCUUGUAUGCCAUAGGUAUGCUUUAUAAUGCUUUAAUGUUUAAGUUAAGUGUAUUUUUUUAACUGCCUAGUUGUCAUUGCUCAACAAAACGAUGUAUUGGAGGUAAUAAACUCAGAUUAAACCCA